AUGGCUGGUGGAGGUGACGUCAGCAAUGGCAGCAGUCCGAUCAAUCACAGCCGUCCGAAGGACGGCUACGCUGCGGGUCCGCCCUGGAUUUUCAAGGGCAGGGCUAUGUACCAGCUGAACCUGGUCAAGGCUGACGUGGCACGCCGCGUCGUUCCGCCGGAGCUCAAGCUCGUCGAAGCCUUCGGGUACACGCUGGGCGGGGUCUACUAUGCACAGUAUGACUCGAGUCCUGCGGGGAAGUUUGACGAGCUCGUCGUCAUACCCGGCAUUGUGUGGGACCCACCAGCCUCGUGCGCGUGGGCGGCAGCAGUGAUGGUGGACAGUGCCUCAGCCCGGGACCAUGGUAUCAAGGAAGUUGGGUUGCCAAGCCGCUUCGUCUCAUUCAACAAGAAGCUGCUGCCAUCGCCUCAGUCUGCCGCACACACCGCUCCUCUCAACUCCAUUCCCUCCUCUCCCUCCACCCCUCCAUUGAACGAUCCAAGCGCCUCAGCCUCAGCCUCCCCCUCCUCCUCCUCCCCCUCGUCCUCCUCUUCCUCAUCUUCCUCCUCUUCUCAUGCACCUGCCAAGGCUCCUCUACAGCUGCUGUCCAGAUUCGUCAACCCCUGGGGAAAGGGGCGGACACAGGGGCUGGGAGGAAGCAGAGAGGGGGGGUUCCUGCAGGUGACUGUGUGUGAUGGGGGGAGGGGAGGAAGGGGAGGAGGGAGAGGAGGGAGGGAGAAGGAGGGGAAGGGGGAGGAAGUGGGGAGUGUGAGAGACGGAGCACCCAUGUUUGAGCUGCACAUGAAGGUGCCAUCCCCUAAAGAGCUAGCAGCUGUCUCCCGCCUGCCCCCAAUAAAAAUGUCACUGCCUAGCUUCAGUGGCCGCACGGAGGCUCAGCCUGCUCUGCUCAAAUACUCAUGCGACCUCUCCUGCCGUGUAAGCCUCAUGCCGCCUGCCACCACCCGCAUCAGCCCAGCCUACAGCUACACCUCGCCCACCGGUGCUUCUGACUCUUUUACUGACUCUGUGACUUCUUCCAAGGAGCAGAAUGCUAGCAGGAAGAGCCAGGAUGUGGUGCUUGAGGUUCUCUCUGGUCGGCCGCUGAUUGCGAUGUGCUUCGAGGGGAUGGAGAUGAGAGUGGAGGCACCGACGCGGGUGGUGUUGCCUGCAACGACGGUUCCGAGGGAAGUCAAGGCUUGUGAUGUCGUUGUCACCACAACCAGCUUGCAGUUCGAGGUUAAGAAUAGUAUUGAAUCGCCUUUCGUGGCUGAUUACAAGACUGCUUGA
Molecule: messenger RNA, 1266 nt
Organism: Closterium sp. NIES-65
Lineage: Eukaryota; Viridiplantae; Streptophyta; Zygnematophyceae; Desmidiales; Closteriaceae
Source: the annotation of a GenBank genome assembly